Molecule: messenger RNA, 4468 nt
Organism: Darwinula stevensoni
Lineage: Eukaryota; Metazoa; Arthropoda; Ostracoda; Podocopida; Darwinulidae
Source: the annotation of a GenBank genome assembly
AUGGGUUGGCACGUGGCGAAAGGCGAUGAAAUGGCAGAUGUUUUAGAGGGAGAUGUUGCUGUGUUAGAGUGCCGAUUUGAAGCUUCGUUGAUCCGUGGGAGUCCCACCACUCUCUAUUGGAUCAGGACUAACAAUGCCGGGACUGACAAUGUGGCCAUCGGGGACAUCCUCCUUCAGGAACACUACAGGGUAUCAUUUCAUCCAGAGGAAGGUCGCUAUGACCUGUACAUCGAAGGAGCUACCUAUACCCGAGACAAUGGAAGAUUUGAAUGCAAAGUGAAAGAAAGAGGAACUGGGAAGGACUUGUAUGCCAAAGAUUUUCAUCUCACAGUCCUCAUACCACCUGGUCCACCCGAAUUUUCCCCUCGGACUCCCCUAGUGGUCGAGGGGAAUUCUGUAGAACUCAUCUGUUCCAGCAUCGGGGGAAGUCCAGACCCUCAAAUCAAGUGGUACAGAGAAGGAGAUGAUCACCCUCUGGAAUCCGUGACGUUACAACCUGGUCGAGGAAAAGAUAGCCAAACGAAAGCUAUCCUCACUUUCACAGCUAAAAAGGAUGACGAUGGUGCCGUUUUCAGAUGCGUCAUUUGGAACAGAGCCCUAGAACAAGGAAAGGUCCUUGAAGCCAGGAUCCAACUGGGCGUUCAAUAUUUCCCGCGAGUCACCGUGGGACCAGUAAAUCCGGUCAAAGUCCUCGAGGGUUCCUCCGUUGCUCUGGAGUGCAAAGUAGACGCAAAACCCCCCGCUGUCGGGGUGAGAUGGAUGAGGAACGGACGAGUACUUUCUCGGGGUUAUAGGCACUCCCUUGACAGAUUAGAGGUGGCCAAUGCCGGCGAAUACGUGUGUCAAGCGGAUAACGGCUUGGGUCAGAUGGGUCAAGGGUCAUUAGAGGUGGAGGUUUUGCACGGUCCCAGGGUCAGCGUUCAAGAGAGACUGGAAGUCCGGGAAGGAGAAACGGCUCGAUUGGAAUGCUCCGUCGCCUCCAAUCCUCGCCCCAUUCGAGUGGAAUGGAGGAAAAAGAGUCAGGGAGAUGGGAAGGAAGAGGAAGGAAGUAGUAGUAGCAGUAAUUUCCAUGUCCAAGGAGAGACUCUUCUCUUGAGACACGUGGAACCCCGAGAUGCGGGUUUCUAUGUCUGUACGGCGACAGUGAUAAUGGACCCAGAGCCGAAGACAGGAACAGGGAUGAGGAUGGAAAGACAAGAGAAUGCAACUUCUCAACUGGUGGUUCGUCAUGGGCCAGGAGAAGCGGAGAUUCGGACUUCGCCUGGGAUGGGGAUUGCAGGACAACCGUUGACCCUUCUCUGUUCUGCAUCUCCUCGUGGUUAUCCUCCUCCUGUUUUCACAUGGUGGAAACAGGAUUCUCCAGGAACCCCACUCGCCAUGGGACCCAACCUCACUCUCCCCAUCCUCUCUCUCGCCUCUGAGGGUGUCUAUCAGUGCAGUGCAAGGAAUCAGAUGGGACAAGGAAGUCCCGGUUCGUAUAACCUGGAAGUCGCACAACCACCAAAUCUGUUGAACGUCUUGGAACCGAACGCCAUUCGAGAAGCGGGAGACCCUGCCUUCUUCGUCAACUGCUCCGCUACCGGGAAGCCUCGCCCGGAAGUGAGGUGGAUGAGGAACGAGGAUGAGAUUCAACCCGAGAAUCCCUUAUAUGAGAUCCAGACAGAGACAUCCGUGGGUCGUCAAGGUGUUUUCACCGUCACUUCCCGUCUCUUCUUCCGAGGCCCUGGUCGGAAUCCCCGAACACCAGAUACAGACUCCUCAGGCGCAGGACACCUCGGCCUCUCGCCUCUCGAUGCCGCCAGAUACACGUGUCGUUUCCACAAUCACGCCGGGGAUGCCCAAAAUCAUCAAGUCCUACGAAUUCAACAUUCACCUAUUUGGGAAGCUGGCCCGGAAGAGGCACCUCCUCCCUCCGAGGAUUCUUUCCUCGAUGUUCAUGAAGUCACUUCCGAAUCCUGGGAGUCUGUCUGGAAGGCAUUUAAUGGUCCACUCAGAACUCAGGCGUCUCUGGAAGCCAUGCGAGAUUUUCUACUCAAGAUCGGGAAAGGAGGGAGUUAUGGUCACGUAAAAAUGGCUGGAUCAUUGAAGGAAGCUGCACAUUUGGAGUGCCGAGUCCGGGCCUUCCCACGUCCGAGGUUCCAAUGGUUCAGGGUUCGGGAUCGGAUAAAGGAAGGCUCAAGGGAGAUCGAAGAGGAAGAUGAAGUGAAAGGAAGUGCAGGUGGUAAAUACGAGAGCAAUAGCACGAGCACAGGGAGAGACGUUCAUGUGGGUGUUUUGAGGAUCAGGGAUUUGGUGGAAGAAGACUUUGGUUCUUACAUCUGUCGAACAUCAAAUGCUCUUGGGAGGAGUGAUACCCGGAUUGUGGUGGGCCCAAGAGGCCCUCCUGACCCACCUCUCCCUCCUCGGGCACUGGCUAGUGGAUCCUCAUGGAUUCUCAUCUCCUGGCUCCCUGGAUUUCAUGGCGGCCUCCCCGAUUCCAUAAAAUUCAUCGUAUCUGCCACGUCCUCCAUCAAUCCCAGUCAGGAAACUUUGUUCGAUUGCCAGGACAGCAAUCCCUGCAAUAUAACCGGCCUGGAUCCCCACACUUCCUAUGCGUUCAAAGUGCGAGCAUUUAACGUCAUGGGAAAAAGUGAUUAUUCUCAAGGAUCUCGCUUGAGCACGAGUGAUUCCCAGUUGGCAAAUGCGGAAUCGUUUAUCUAUGGAAGAGAUAAGCAUACAUUCUCUCUCUCAACUCCUCCUCGGACAUUGUUGCCACUAAUGGCCGUAUUGGAAGUGAAGAUUGAAGGCUCUGAGUGGCGUCAUUUGUAUAACGCUAUCCUGGAUCAUUCCUCGAUGGAGUUUUCCCUGGAAGAUCUAGAUUCUGGUCUCCGAGAUAAACCUAUUCAAGGACUCAGAGUCCGCCUCUGCAAGCUGGAUGACACCAGUGUCUGUGGGGAUUCUGCUGAAGCUCUCAUAAGAACACAUCACAUCGAGAGCCUCAUUCCCUCUUUCCUUCUCGAUUUCGCCCCAGGGGAAGACAAGAAGGGGGGGAUGGGGGGGGGGGGGAAACGAUAUCGAUUACACGGAUAUCAGUGUCAGGAGGAGUUGAAUGAAAGGACAGGAAUGGGAUCUUGGAGCCUCUCCCUUGAUCAUCACGUGUGCUUUUCCACUUCUGCAGUGGAUCGCCUGCCGGAUGCUGUGUUGGAAGCCGAAGGAUUCCCCGUUCAACUUCUGGCAGUCAUCGUCGUCUCCUGCUUUGCCUUCUUGGCUCUCUUGCUCGCCAUCUCGUACUGCUGCUGUUGCCGACGCAAGGAUCCCAAGGCCAAGGCCAAGGCCAAAGACUCUCCACAUCAUCCCCCCUCUGGGUUGCCCGUGCCGCCUUCAGGUCCACCUCCUCCUUACUAUUCGGCAACGGACAAGGGACUAUAUGAAGCCUCAUCCCCAUCAGCAGGGGCUCAGAUCCAAGGCUCUCAUCAUCAUCAACAGAAUCACAGUCACAACAUCUACGGCUCUUAUCCGAAUGGGGGAUCUUACGCUAUGGACCAGAGUUACUCGGCGUCGGCAUCUCACAAUGGGGGAUCGGUGAAUUCCCAGGAUUCCCUGUGGAAACCUCCAGCAGAUGAUGGAUCCUAUCGGAAUUUGGAUCCCGUUCAAGCCCAUCAUGGUCAUGGACUCGGGCUCGGGGAUUAUGCUCAUUAUCCCAUGUCACACGGAGAACGUGGAGAGCUGUUGGUCGGAGAAGAUGGAGCCUAUCUUCGUCGAGCCACCGACUCCUUCGGUCUCGAUGGGGUGCACCAUACCCACUCUGGAGGAGUAAGUGGGUUACCAGAUCCUUAUGGCGGGGGUACUCAAGCUCGGAGCUUCGAAGAAUCCCUGGAAAGUGGUUAUUCCACGCCCAAUUCCAGGAACCGACGAGUGAUCCGAGAAAUAAUUGUCUAGUUCCUUCCCUUGCCAUGCCAUUCCUUGUUCUAGUCGAGGGGAAAAAAACCGUCUUCGUGAGAUGGCGCCGAAUUCCACCUGAUCUCAUGGCACAUCCAUGUUUGUCCUCUGGUCACACGGGUUUCUCUCUCCCUGAUUCUCAACAAAAAAGCGGGAACGAGAGAGGAAAAAAAAAGAGACUUCCCCGCAGAUUUUUUUUUGCUUUCUCUUCUACGUUUUUCCGCCAAGGACAGAAGGGAGAAGAGAAAACUUUGAAUUUGUUUGCUCAAGUUCAACACGGAGGCGCGGGGCGACAAAGUCUAACAACUUCCCCGUUGUGAACCUCGAAGAAGGAAGAAGAAUUGGAUUUCCAAUCCAAUCUCCGAUCUUGUGUUUUCGUGAUCUCGAAGAAGGGGGGGGAAGGGAUUUCUGUCUCCUCAUCCUCUUUCCUUUUUUCUCCUUCAUACCCCCCUGACUGUGAUAUCUGUUCAUUCAACUCAUUCGUGCAUUGUCUUUGUCAUAUAUGUGCUGGUGAGAAAGAUGUGCUCAUAAUAAAUUGUGGACAAUUCCU